Molecule: messenger RNA, 538 nt
Organism: Cylicostephanus goldi
Lineage: Eukaryota; Metazoa; Nematoda; Chromadorea; Rhabditida; Strongylidae
Source: the annotation of a GenBank genome assembly
CUUUGGAGCUGAACAUAAGCGGUGCCAGAGGUCUUCAGGAAGUGAUGCGCACAAAUCUCGGACCAAAGGGUACCUUGAAAAUGCUGGUCUCUGGCUCCGGAGAUAUCAAGCUUACCAAAGAUGGUAACGUAUUGCUCCAUGAAAUGUCCAUCCAGCAUCCUACGGCUUCUAUGAUUGCAAAAGCUUCAACGGCACAAGAUGACGUUACUGGAGAUGGAACUACAUCCACGGUUCUUCUCAUUGGAGAAUUACUUAAACAGGCUGAAACCUACGUCUUGGAGGGUGUACACCCUCGUCUCAUCACUGAAGGUUUUGAGUGGGCUAACUCUCGUACACUUGAACUGCUGGAGAAGUUCAAACAAGAGGUAACCAUUGAUCGCAGUACCUUGAUUGAAGUUGCCCGUACAUCGCUGCGUACUAAACUUCAUCAUAAACUUGCAGACCAUAUCACAGAGUUAGUGAUAACAUGUGUUAUCUUACAAGGGAUAGAAUCUGGUCGAAGUGGCUUUUUCAAACAAAAGUGUACUAUCUUAUAGAG